UCUCCGAUCUCUGAUAUAGCAGAGAUCAGAUAGGGAAACGAAAGAAAUUCGAAAUUUACCACUGGGAUAUAGUCGAUUUCAGUGCACUCGGUUGUUGGUCACGUUCAUAUUCGUAGUUAUUUCGUUCAAGAAAAUCUGUCUACUAAGAUAGGUCUUUCAUAAGCACUCAAUAUUGUUAACCAAAGAAAUGGUGAUGGAGAAGCCAAGUCCCCUGCUUGUAGGGCGGGAGUUCGUGAGGCAGUAUUACACACUCUUAAACAAGGCACCAGACUUUCUGCACAGGUUUUAUGGCCGUAACUCUUCAUAUGUCCAUGGAGGACUUGACCCCAAUGGGAAACUGGCAGAAGCAGUGUAUGGUCAAGCGGAAAUCCACAAGAAAGUCAUGUCUUUGCAGUUCAGUGAAUGUCACACGAAGAUCAGGCAUGUGGAUGCCCACGCAACACUGAGUGACGGGGUGGUGGUUCAAGUCCUUGGAGAGUUGUCUAACAAUGGCCAACCCAUGAGAAAAUUCAUGCAGACAUUUGUGCUUGCUCCAGAGGGCUCUGUGGCAAACAAGUUCUACGUCCACAAUGACAUCUUUCGUUAUGAGGAUGAAGUUUUCGGUGACUCUGAAGCUGAGCUUGACGAGGAAUCUGAAGAGGAAGUUGAAGAAGAACCAGAGGAAAGGCAGCAGUCCCCUGAACCCCUACAAGAAAGCCCAAACAGCAGCACCUACUAUGAGCAACAUCCUGUCACCAAUGGUGUAGAGGAGCCCAUGGAGGAGCCGGCUCCAGAGCCAGAACCAGAGCCUGAACCAGAAGCCAAGGUAGAGGAGAUCAAGCCCGAGGUAGACGAGAAGGUUUUGGAGGAGCUGGAGGAAAAGGCCCCCUCUCCAGUCCCUGUGGAGUCCCCACCCAACACCCAGGAACCUCCCAAGACUUUCUCCUGGGCCUCAGUGACCAGUAAAAAUCUGCCUCCUAGCGGCACUGUCCCCUCCUCUGGAAUCUCACCUCAUGUUGUUAAAGCUCCAAACACGCAGCCCAGAGUGGAGACCAAGCCCGAGACUCAGACGACACCUCUCCGGCCACGGGAUCAACGCACGCGUGACAGACCUGCCUUUACACCACGAGGACCCAGGCCUGAUGGUGUUCCUCCUUCAGAAUCACAAACGGGCAAGCCACACUUUGGUUUUGUCAACAAAGGAAGGGCAGAUUCCGACACAAAUGAAAUGGACAAUAGGCGAGUUAUCCGGUAUCCAGACAGCCACCAGCUUUUUGUUGGCAACCUCCCACAUGACAUCGAUGAGAACGAGCUCAAGGAUUUCUUUAUGACAUAUGGGAAUGUUGUGGAGCUGAGGAUCAACACCAAGGGCGUGGGGGGGAAGCUUCCCAACUUUGGAUUUGUGGUGUUUGACGAUGCCGACCCAGUGCAGAGAAUCCUGGGAGCCAAGGUGGAAGGGCCCAUCAUGUUCCGUGGCGAAGUGCGUUUGAAUGUGGAGGAAAAGAAAACGAGGGCAGCACGCGAACGUGAGACUCGUGGCGGAGGGGAUGACCGACGGGAUGUGAGGCGCAGUGAUCGAGGCCCUGGAGGUCCACGAGGCAUUAUGGGGAGUGGCAUGAUUCGUGAUCGUGAAGGAAGGGGCCCACCGUCCCGGGGUGGCAUGGCCCCCAAGCCUGGCAUAGGUUCUGGGAGAGGAGCUGGUGGCCAGGGAGAAGGCCGUUUCACAGCCCAGCGUCGCUGAAGAGCACCACCUGAAGUUUGGAAGUAGUACCAUGUUCUUCAUCUUCAACCAUUUUCGUUAAUGAAAAAAAAUCUACAUGUAUAAACGUAUAUAUUUGUUUUUUUUUUGUUAUGUUUUUUUUUUUUAAUUUUAUUUUGGCUUUGGAAUGUGACACAGCCUGUCAGCCAUUUCUUUGUGAAACAGACAAAAAAAAUAAGCAAACACUUAUUUUGCUUACUAGCUGUGAGCUGAGCAUCCUUUUUCAGUAUCUCAAGAAUUCACAAACAUUAAUUUGUAAAUGUGUGGAAAAAAGGCAAACCAACCAGGAGCGAUCUGCCACAUUAAGAGGGGCUGAUAGACUUUUACCUUCGACAAAAGGGCCCAUCAUUUGGAAGAGAUUAUACGACUUGACUUGUUAGGGCACUGUGUCACGAAAAUCCCUCUAUUGCACAUUUUCUAUGGUAGAUCUCUGCCCGUUACUGUCGGAAAAAGUUUUGAGGUGCAAAUUUCGUGCAGUUUGAGGGGGGGGGGAAAGCUUGCCUUUUUUCCUCCCCUUUCUUCAAAGAACACCGCUUCAAAGUUGCAUAAUGCACUCAUCAGUAUGCACUAAUGGGUACUUUUUGUCAGGUUACAUUGACAUCUAUCUCGGAGUGCAGCUGGAAAGACAUCCUGUUAGUCUCAAAGCGAUACGACUCAACGGAACGGGUUUCGCUCGCUGCUGUGACCAAUGUACUCACACCUUUUACCCAAAACUAUGCUUCAAUUACUGCUGGAUGAACAAGCAAAUCUACAGAUUCUAUUUUUCCUCAUUUAUAAGUCAAAUUAAAGCUCAAAUCCUGGACUUUUUCACCAAACAAGUGGGGGGGGGGGCAUAAACACAAGUUGAACAAUAUAGUGGUGGUAAUGUUGACGGUUCGCUUUGUUUUCAUUUGAUUCAGUUUUUUGUAAGUUUUUUUUUGUUGUUUCGUUUUUUGUUUUUUUUUCUCCUACCAGCUAGACAGUGAAGCUGGGAUCGGCGACAUCUGUUCCUCUCACUCCCUGUCCAAGUGUGGAGAAACAAUAAAUGUACAGCAAAAUUCAUAGUUUACUGUAUCUCAUUGUUUUGUGUAUACUUUGUUUUUCUUCCACUAGAUAAAAGCAUGAUGGUGCCUUCAAUUUUUCAUCUUUCUACAUUCUUACUAGUAAGUUAACGUGUGGUGUUCGCUGCCUCCUAGUCUAGAGCUUCUCAAUUUGAAUUGUCUACUGGGAGCACAGAAACUUGCAGUAUUUUUCAUUAUUUAAGUUUUUCAGGUGCACAUUUCAUCCUUCCAUACUGUUCUACUACCUAAGAUGAUCUGCUGUGAGCUUUUUGUACAUUUGUUUAUACUAUAGUAUCUGCUCUGGGUUUUGCAGAAACAAAGGUGCCUCGAGUUCUGUUGGAUGUUAAAUUGCAAAGAGGUGCUUUUUGAGGAAACUACUCAUGGAAAAAGGUACAUUAAACAUGGUGGUGGUCCGAAAUGGCCUUGUCCUUGCUCUGUCAAAAGUAAGCUUUCCACAGAAACAGGUUUAUUGUAAAGCCUAAAAGUUUUGCAUUGUUUAAUAAAAUGGUUAUGAUCAACAUCGAAAUGGCACACACCUAAUCGCACUUUGUUAUGCGGACAUGAACGACAUAUCUUAGUCAUUUUACAGUGAGUCUGGCCAUUGUCUGUGCAGCUCAUGUUGAUGCAUUGAUUAGUUUUCUGGGCUCACGUCAGACUCGAUCAAUUCUGGGAAGCAAUUUGUAAUGUUGUGUGUGGGUGAGUUGGCUAUAGUCCCAAUUACAAAUGACAAUUUUUCUAUCCAUGGUGCGCCCCCCCCCCCACACACACACACAAUUUAUACCAAUUUAUAUUUUUCAGUUUGGGGCAUGUCUAAUUUGAGAAAUUGGACUAUCAUUGUCCAUUUGUUGGAUUAGAUUUUUUUUUAAACCCUUAUUACAGGGGAGGGAAGCUUUGGUGUCGGUUGGAAAGGAAAAAAAAUGUGAGAAGCGUUAAGAUUUUGUCUUGAAUGUGACAUCUAAUGUAGCAGCUUGAUGAACACAGUAAUGAGGUCUCCCUUGUCUGCUUGGUGUUGCACUAUUUCUAAAGUCCAUGGGGACAAUCUGCCAGGUUUUGAACACUCGUCCAAAAUUAAUACCUGUCAGUGAAUAUUAAGCAAGGACUCAUCUUGACAACAGCCUGUACACAAUGUUCUAUUCCUUUCUCUUGCAACUGAAGUUUACAGACAUGGCCUAAGUGCCAGUUUACCAUAAUAAUAUUGGACGCCAUUGUCCCUUGUAGUUAUAAAAUCAUUCCAGAUGGGCAGGAUUUAUAUGAGAAAAUGGGAAAAAAACUUUUUGUACCAUCUGCCUUCGGUACCGUCUGCAGUCGAUUUAAUAUGGUAACUGCAGAACUAAAGCCCUUGCAGUGGUGUUGACAGUUGUCACCGAUGGCUGCGAUCCCCAGUGUUGAAUUUUAUUUUAUUUUAUUUUUUGUUGGUGCUCUACAAGGGCACUUAACUGCCAUCACCCCUGUGUAAUGUUGGUCAAGAGAGGGGCAACUGGAGCAAAGGAGAGCUGUCGAGUUGUCUGGUUAGUAAUUGCUUUAACUAUUGAAGGCAUUAAAUGUUUAUGAGCAUAUGAAUUUUGUUUUCAGUGUUAUUCCUCAGAGGUUUUCAGUGACCUGCGCCUACCCAAACUAAAAAGGAUUGCUAAAGCAAAGGUUGUAAACGUCUUUUUCCUUUGGUUGAGAGUGCGGUAGAGUGGAUCCUCAUCGUGACUCGUCUCAGUUUUCAUUAGAAAUAAAAACUGCCCUCUUGGCUUUAGCAGUUCUGGGCUGCUGCCAUCUUAAUUUACUCUGUUUAUCUUCUACUUGUUGCUAGCAGAAAACUUGCAGGUGGAGAAUUUUUUUUCCCUUCAUUUUGAAUGUGUUGGACUUAACAUACAAUAAACUACUGAUAUCAGCACUGCUCUUUUGUCCUGUUUUCAGGGUCUCCAUAAGUGGUUUCACAGACCAUGUAAAUAAAGCCUGCAUAAAUGAAGAAAAAUAAGAUAAUUGACAAAAUAAAGAAAAACUUG
Lampris incognitus (smalleye Pacific opah) is the source of this 4772-nucleotide messenger RNA. RefSeq names its product G3BP stress granule assembly factor 2a (gene g3bp2a). Gene Ontology annotation, molecular function: mRNA binding. NCBI's taxonomy places the organism in Eukaryota, Metazoa, Chordata, Actinopteri, Lampriformes, Lampridae. The record is from RefSeq and is a predicted model, not a curated record. Bases 188 to 1720 code for a protein of 510 amino acids. The transcript has 13 exons. Gene Ontology annotation, cellular component: ribonucleoprotein complex; cytosol.